AAUAGAACUAUGAAAUUAGAAGGUAUGAAAAGAAAGACUAAUGUAAAAAUUGUAAAAGAUGAUGUCCAAAUUUUUACAAGCUAUUAAUUCACUAAAAUUUGGUGAUAUGCAACUGUUAAAUGUUGAUGAAUUGGUCAUUAUAAUGGAAAUUCAUUGAAAAAAAAUCUUCAUUGUAUUUUUGUAACUUUCCUGGGCAUGACAGGAAAAAAAAAAGAAGGAAAAAUGGGUGUUUCAUCAUCCAAGAUCUGAUUGUUAAAUAAAAUAAAAAAGAACCAUUUGAUUGAAAGAGUGGGGUGGGAUCAGAUGGCGGAGAAGUGAGAGAUUAAAAGAGUUUAUAGAAGCAUCUCCUCCGAGUGGAAGUGAUUUAUAAGUUGGCAACUCCCGAGGUGUCUCUUUCACAAAACAGGUGAAAAAAAAGCAAAGAAACAGAAUACUACUGUUACUGUUAGUAUUAAAGAAAGAAAGAAGCUUUUAAAGUCCAGAGAUAGAAAUCAAGUCCAAGGAGAACAACGCACUACAGACAAAUUCCAAUUAUAUUAUUAAUAAUCAAAUACCUAUAAUAUUUAUAUAUAGGAAAACCCCACCCUUACUCAAUAAAGCUUCAGACUGGGUUUUCUAUGUGAAGUUUAGGAUUUUUUUUUUCUUUGUGAUGGAUCCGCCAGCUAUGAUGAGCGAUGGAAGGUACAAUCUAGCAGAGAUCUGGCAGUAUCCCAUGAGUGAAUCUGGGAUAAGUAGGGGUCAGUUCGGACAUGGGUUGGCUCAGUUCGGGGACCCCAGUCUAGAGAUUUCCGGCAAUGAUCCGGUUAGCUUCGAGCUGCAGCAGAGAAGGGGUGGUAUGAGGCGAAGGCGUGACGGAGAAGAUGAAACAGCUAAGGUUGUCUCUACUAGCUCCACUAGUAGUGGCAAUGCCGUGAAUGAUGGUGAGGGGAAGAGAAUUAAAGCAGCAGGAGGCAGAGAACAAAAUCAUGAAUCUAGAGUUGAAGCAGAACCCAGUUCAGGCAAGCUUGUGGAAGAAAAAGCUCAACCUUCCGAGCCACCUAAACAAGAUUACAUCCACGUACGAGCACGAAGGGGUCAAGCUACUGAUAGCCACAGCUUAGCUGAAAGGGCUAGGAGAGAAAAGAUUAGUGAAAGAAUGAAGAUUCUUCAGGAUUUGGUUCCUGGUUGCAAUAAGGUUAUUGGCAAAGCACUUGUCCUUGAUGAGAUAAUUAAUUACAUUCAAUCACUACAGCGUCAGGUCGAGUUCCUAUCAAUGAAGCUUGAAGCAGUUAAUUCAGGAAUAAACCCUGCCAUUGAAGUAUUUCCUCGUAAAGAUUAUGGCCAACAAGCGUUUGAUGCUACUGGUAUGGCAUUCGGUUCGCAAGUGAUAAAGGAAUACAGUGGUGGCACAUCGCCAGAGUGGUUGCACAUUGGCAGUGCUUUCGAAAGGACAACAUAAUCGGGUAAAGGAAAUCCCCUUGCAAUUACAAAUAAGAGCAUUAAAUUAAUUUGCAGUGCAUCUAGCUUGGGUCGGCCAAAGAGACUAUAUAUUUCCUUUGUCAACAUAAAGGCAUGGAGCCUCCAUUGGAGAAAGCUAGAGUUAGUAUUUGAUGAAAAUGUUCAUUAUUGUGUUUUGGAGAGUGUGUUCCUUUACUCCAUAUAUGUCGAACUUUAAGCUGAAGGGAAUCUCCUAGAAUCAUUAGUUUUUGUUCUUGUACAAGAAAUUUGAUUGUUCAAAAUUACUGAUGCUUUUACACGUUGAGUCGACUUUUGUUUUAAAUUUGGGUUUGAUAAAUAAAGCCUGUUUUACUCUC
Messenger RNA from Gossypium arboreum, 1793 nucleotides. Its product is annotated as transcription factor BHLH089-like. The transcript is spliced from 6 exons. Gene Ontology annotation, molecular function: DNA-binding transcription factor activity; protein dimerization activity. The coding region runs from base 650 to 1438 and encodes 262 amino acids. Gene Ontology annotation, biological process: regulation of DNA-templated transcription. Gene Ontology annotation, cellular component: nucleus. Lineage: Eukaryota; Viridiplantae; Streptophyta; Magnoliopsida; Malvales; Malvaceae. The record is from RefSeq and is a predicted model, not a curated record.